AAAAUUAAAGUACCUAGUUAAAGGAAAUAAUAGCAUGUAUAUUACUAUAAGUUAUGCAAAUUAACACGAACGAAUUUGAAACAAAAUUCAUCAUUUAACCAGCUUCAUGGCUUUCAAUAGCCGAAACACAAAACUUUCUAAGAUCAUAAUAAAUUAAAUUUACAAAGAAAUCAUGUUUUCGUAUAUAAAAUUUGCAAGUAAUACAUAGCACAUUCGUCAAAAGUUGCAUAAAGAAUUAUGUCCUUACUACCAUUGUUUUGCGAAAAUUUUCCUACUUAUACGAAAGAUUAUUUUGACAGUAAUGUAAAAGUACUUUGGUACAAUCCAGAAUUUUCACAAAGUCGAUAUCCACCGGGACAAAAGGUUAGCAAAGCAUGUACCCUUAUUUGUCUUCUGGUUGCUCAGUUGAUAUCACAAACAGAAUUAUUAGUAGAUGAUAUAGAAAGAUGCCAUAAAAUAAUUAGUAUUAUAGCUGAAGCUAUGAUAAAGGGUAAUGCUAUCCAUACAUGGAGUAUUGAGGAAGGAUUAAUUUCCCAUCCGUAUCUUAGUACCGAAGAAGCAUUAAAAAUUGGCGGCAGAAACUUAUAUUUAUUAAGAGAAUGGACAUUUCAAGUAUUUUAUGAAAGAAUCGAAAAGGGUUUAUUUCUUCAUAUAAGUAGGUUUUUACAUAAAUGGUACAAGCUAGCAAAAUCUAAGAAUUUAUUCAUGCUUCUUAUUACUUGUGGACGUACAGUAUUAUUUAUAUUUCAAGAAGAAACGUAUAUGGUAAGCUGUUCACUAAAACUUGUGAAAGAUAUUCCAAAUGUAUGUAUUAUCCUUAGACGAGGAUUAGUUAUUGCACAGACAAGUAUAGACCAGUUGGAACAUUUGUGCCAUUGGUACAUUGAAGAUGUAUUAAAUAACUGUUACAAUGCAGAAGCAGAUCAAUAUGAACUAGCAUUUUUGUAUCCAUACAAUGCAUCGUGCUGUGGCUGUAAUUCUUUAUGCAACUGUGGCAACUGUUAUGAGAAACAUAAUAACAGAUUAAUUGAAUAAUCUAAUAUUUUAUAUCAAAACAUAUAAUAAAGCAUAUGUAAAUAUCCUAAAAAUGAUAUAAAUAUAUUAAACGAAGAAAAAAUGGCAAAACAUUAAAUGUAAUCGAGUAACUUAUUUUAUUACUGUAAGUUUAAACAUUUUCCUUAAAACUGUUGUUAUAUAAUGAUUACGGAAUUUUUUAUUUAAUUAGACAUGCUAUACAGAGUAAGACUGACAGGUUUAUUUACAUUAUUUACAUUUUCACUCUAAAACUAUUACAAUUCUUUAUUGUUCACGCAAUGCUUAAACUAUUCGAAAAAAAUAACAUAGCUUAAAUCUGUAAAUUCUAUGUACUUUAGUAUCACUUAAAUGAAAUGUAAUAUACAUUUUUUUGUGAACAUUUCUUUCUGCAUUGUGUGAACGUAUUCCUGACAAUAUUUAACUGGACUUUUUUCUGUAAUGAAUACAUAUGUCAGAAACUUCGUUAUUUUAUCUAUUUUAACAUUUUUAUAAAAUAUAAUCCAAAAUUUGUGGACGAUAUAUUUUCAUAUUGCUAACUCUCUACUUUGCACCUUUCAAUGUUGAUAUACCUAAUUGGAUAUAAUGUUUUGAUUCCUUAUCUGUUAACUAUAAAGUUAUAGAGACAUAUCUCUUUACAUAUUAUGUUUCUGCAAUCUCUUUGUAUCAUAUAUAAAUUAAAGUGAUUAAUAAUCUUGAAAAAUUCACAUAUUCUAUACUAAACUACAAAAGCAUUAAUCACAAAUUUCAUUGUGAAAUAGGAAGAAAACAUUAAAUAUAAAAUACCAUUAGUAGCUUUAACAUUUUGUAGUACAUACAAAAAAUUUUACGAGAAUUCAAGUUAUCUUCAUUAGUUGUUCGUUCAUUUUAAUGAUCACACGCGCAUUCACUUUAUACAAGUUUGAAAUCAAUAAAUAUUCGAAACCAAAAAGUAUUUAAUCUGUAAUAAUCACGAAUAAAACUCAGAAUUUGAACUUGUAAAAAAUUCUUAAUUUAUUUUCCCUAUCAUCUAUAGUACCUCAGAAUUACAAUAUAAAUAUUACUCAGCACUAACAAAACAGAAAUAAAUCUUCUUUUAUCGCUCGUUCACACGAGUGAUCAUGAGAGAGGUAAGCAUACCAGUGCCGAAAUAGCAUUAAGUUUAAAAUACAGAUUUUUCUCUCUGUGUUUUUUGUGUGUAUAUUACAAGUGUUACAUAGAGUGUAAAAUUUAUUUAAUAACAAUUUUUUAACAACGCAAUUUCUAGAAAUUACUAUCUACAAAAAGGUAUAAACGAAGUUCUCUUAUGAUUUCCCUUCUUUUCAAGCCAAAUUCGUGCAAAGGAACACAGUGAAUGACUUCUUCAGUUUGCAAAUACCGUCGGUAAUUGAGCAACAUUGUUCACUGUUAUAUUUUCAUUUUUAGAACGAACUCAUUAUACAUCAUAUUACUUU
Megachile rotundata (alfalfa leafcutting bee) is the source of this 2465-nucleotide messenger RNA. RefSeq lists its product as uncharacterized. Lineage: Eukaryota; Metazoa; Arthropoda; Insecta; Hymenoptera; Megachilidae. The record is from RefSeq and is a predicted model, not a curated record.